AGGAAAACUCACCAAUGUCAAACUUCCACUACGUGUCGCUGCUGCCACCUGCUGGACAAGAGGCGUAAAGUGCAGCUGUAAUUCUAUUGGCUGAAUAUAUGUGACGCCAUGAAAAACAAGGAAAUGAAACUAACCAGGUUUCAGGUAUGGGUGACUCUUCUCUAAACCCCGUUGUUUGGCUCGGUGUGGGCUCCAGCUUUGCCUUCUCCGGUUUGUUUUAUCAUCUCUAUCGGGAAAAGAAGAAGGAGUUAAUAAAGCUCAAGGAAAUCCCAAUUUUCCAACCUGAUGAACAUUUACUCAAAGUGCUGAACGCCUCCCCGCACAAGCGACUCCAGUAUGUUGCUGUUGAAGGUGUUGUUCACGCUGAUGGGGAGCCCCUGACAAGCAAGUUCGUCCCUCGGUGCCAGGGUGUGAUCCAGAAGGUUGUUCAGCUGGAGCGCUGGAAAUGCUGGAACAAUAUCACCAGGACCUGGAACUCCCGGACAACCAACCAGAAAGAGUCCAGCCACACCGUCCCCUUCAGCUUAGUCCAGCCUGGUUCAUACAUCUCCCAAGUCUACGUGAAGGUGCAGGACCCCCUGGAGGCCUCCGGUGGCUACAUGGAGGUGGUCCACUCCAAAGCCAGACGCGCUCAGGAGAGCCUGGUGGACGUGGUGGUGCAGGGCCUGAGGGGUGAAAAACCCAUGGCCAUGGAGGAGAGCGAAGAGAUGCUGCGCGUGGGGAGCAGCCUGACCGGGUUCGGGGAGGUGGUGCUGGAGGGGGGCCAGGUGAUCAGGCUACAGGCCCCGCAGGACGGACGCAGCUACGUGUUGGUGCCCAGCGACUACAGGAGCUUCAUGGACAGACACGAGGCUUCGGCCACCAUGUGGAAGGCGCUGACAGCUGUGACGGGACUCACCGGGGCGUCCCUGUUGGCCUGCGUCGUGUCCAGUUUCCUGGGCAAACGGGACGACAGAUCCAGAUAGGCCCGAACCUUUUGUAGCUGGACUCGUUCAUGUGUGAUCCAGUGCCUUAAGUGUGCCGUGGGUUGCUUUGAAACACAUGUUCCAGGCUCGAAACAUAAAAAAGAUGAAGACGUUUCUGAGAAGAAAACCAUGACCAUACAAAAAAAAUAAUAAUCAUGCAUACUAUGUUUUCCCAAUAACCCUGGUAUCUGAAGGCUCUUACUUUUAAAGGUUUGCACUAAUGGACCAAUUCAAAGCUUUGGACCCGUUUUACUGAGUUCACUUCUUGUUGAACAGUUACUGCUAGAUAUACCGUAUGUUUAGUGACUACUGAGUGAUCUAACGUGAAGCAACUUUUGCUUUAGCUGCUGUUUAUUAAAAGGGAACAAGUUAAUUUAACAAACAUGCAGUUUUAUUUUAUUUUUUAAAUCGGUGCUGGUU
Messenger RNA from Fundulus heteroclitus (mummichog), 1385 nucleotides. Its product is annotated as mitochondrial ubiquitin ligase activator of nfkb 1-A-like. Bases 147 to 965 code for a protein of 272 amino acids. NCBI's taxonomy places the organism in Eukaryota, Metazoa, Chordata, Actinopteri, Cyprinodontiformes, Fundulidae. The record is from RefSeq and is a predicted model, not a curated record. The transcript is spliced from 5 exons. Gene Ontology annotation, biological process: organelle organization; protein ubiquitination. Gene Ontology annotation, molecular function: ubiquitin-protein transferase activity.